Molecule: messenger RNA, 803 nt
Organism: Rattus norvegicus (Norway rat)
Lineage: Eukaryota; Metazoa; Chordata; Mammalia; Rodentia; Muridae
Source: RefSeq, a predicted model, not a curated record
CUGCAAUUCCCAGGAAGCCCCAUACUGCUGAUCAUCCAAUCAGCGGUAUGUAUAAGCUAUCGCGAGACUUUCAAAAAAACUUCAUUCUAUAAGCUCAUGGGAAUGAGGCUGGGUAACCCUUUUCGCCAAGAUGGCGCCGAAAGCGAAGAAGGAAGCUCCUGCCCCUCCCAAAGCCGAAGCCAAAGCGAAGGCCUUGAAAGCUAAGAAGGCAGUGCUGAAAGGUGUCCACAGUCACAAAAAGAAGAAGAUCCGAACGUCACCCACUUUCCGGCGGCCCAAGACCCUGCGGCUCCGGAGGCAGCCAAAAUAUCCUCGAAAGAGUGCACCCAGGAGAAACAAGCUUGACCACUAUGCUAUCAUCAAAUUCCCACUGACCACCGAGUCAGCUAUGAAGAAAAUAGAGGACAACAACACGCUUGUGUUCAUUGUGGAUGUUAAGGCCAACAAGCACCAGAUCAAACAGGCCGUGAAAAAACUCUAUGAUAUAGAUGUGGCCAAAGUCAAUACUCUGAUACGGCCUGACGGAGAGAAGAAGGCAUAUGUUCGCUUGGCUCCUGAUUAUGAUGCUCUAGAUGUUGCCAACAAGGUAAGCACAGUCACUUCUGUCUAGAUACUACAUCUACAUCAAAAUCUGCCUUACUAUCUCUAACAAGCCCCACCCUCCUGUUCUGUCAUCCCAGCUCGCUUUACCUUAAGGAGUUCAGCUCCAGUAAUUUAGCUCCCUUUUUUGUUUUUCAGAUUGGGAUCAUCUAAAGUGAGUCCAGAUGGUUAAUUCUAAAUAUAUACUUUUUUUCCACCAUAAA